AUGGCUCUUCCUGCAGCAAGUUCUACAUCAGUUGGUGGUGGCCGAGGGGGACCUUCAAAGUCAGUUUCACCCAGGGCAUCUGGUGGAGGAUCUACAGUGAGGCAAAGAAAAGCUCCAGCGUCAAACAGUAGUGGCUCCAGGAAAACUGCCGGCAGCAGUGCUGGCAUGUGGCGCUUCUACACCGAGGAUUCCCCAGGAAUUAAAGUGGGCCCAGUUCCAGUACUUGUCAUGAGCCUCAUCUUCAUUGCGUCUGUGUUCAUGCUGCACAUCUGGGGGAAAUACACACGCGGCUAG
This is a messenger RNA of Candidula unifasciata, 294 nucleotides long. The record is from the annotation of a GenBank genome assembly. NCBI's taxonomy places the organism in Eukaryota, Metazoa, Mollusca, Gastropoda, Stylommatophora, Geomitridae.